AUGAAGUUACUCAGCAACAGCGGAUCUGUGUCAAACACAUUUACAUCUGUUGUCGACCACAUCAUCUCGUCAACCACAUCAUCUCGUCAACCACAUCAUUUCGUCAACCAAUCAUGUCGUCAACCACACCAUCUCUUCAACCGCAUCAUCUCUUCAACCACACCAUCUUUUCAACCACAUCAUCACUUCAACCACAUCAUCUCGUCAACCACAUCACCUCUUCAACCACAUCAUCUCGUCAACCACAUAAUCUCUUCAACCACAUCAUCUCGUCAACCAAAUAAUCUCGUCAACCACACCAUCUCUUCAACCACACCAUCUCUUCAACCACAACAUCUCUUCAACCACAUCAUCUCGUCAACCACAUCAUCUCGUCAACCACAUCAUCUCUUUAACCACAUCAUCUCGUCAACCACAUCAUCUCGUCAACCACACCAUCUCUUCAACCACACCAUCUCUUCACCCACACCAUCUCUUCAACCACAACAUCUCUUCAACCACAUCAUCUCGUCAACCACAUCAUCUCGUCAACCACAUCAUCUCUUCAACACACCAUCUUUUCAACCACAUCAUCACUUCAACCACAUCAUCUCGUCAACCACAUCACCUCUUCAACCACAUCAUCUCGUCAACCACAAAAUCUCUUCAACCACAUCAUCUCGUCAACCACAUAAUCUCUUCAACCACAUCAUCUCGUCAACCACACCAUCUCUUCAACCACACCAUCUCUUCAACCACACCAUCUCUUCAACCACAACAUCUCUUCAACCACAUCAUCUCGUCAACCACAUCAUCUCGUCAACCACAUCAUCUCGUCAACCACACCAUCUCUUCAACCACACCAUCUCUUCAACCACACCAUCUCUUCAACCACAACAUCUCUUCAACCACAUCAUCUCGUCAACAACAUCAUCUCGUCAACCACAUCAUCUCUUCAACCACAUCAUCUCGUCAACCACACAAUCUCUUCAACCACACCAUCUCUUCAACACACCAUCUCUUCAACCACAUCAUCACUUCAACCACAUCAUCCCUUCAACCACAUCAUCUCGUCAACCACAUCAUCUCUUCAACCACAUAAUCUCGUCAACCACAUAA
This is a messenger RNA of Biomphalaria glabrata, 1098 nucleotides long. RefSeq lists its product as uncharacterized. NCBI's taxonomy places the organism in Eukaryota, Metazoa, Mollusca, Gastropoda, Planorbidae. The coding region runs from base 1 to 1098 and encodes 365 amino acids. The transcript is spliced from 2 exons. The record is from RefSeq and is a predicted model, not a curated record.